Molecule: messenger RNA, 2141 nt
Organism: Phalacrocorax carbo (great cormorant)
Lineage: Eukaryota; Metazoa; Chordata; Aves; Suliformes; Phalacrocoracidae
Source: RefSeq, a predicted model, not a curated record
UGCACCAUAGUGCGAUUACAUGAAGGCUCCUGCCCUUCAAUGUCUGUAAAAGAUUCCUGAAGCUGGCGCCAUGCUUGAUGGCCCAGCUGUGGCAGGAGGGGAUGCCUUAGUUCCUCGUCCUGGCCGCUGUUCCUGCCGCUCUCCUCAUGGUUGCCAUUGGGAGCUCAUUCUUAGUAGAGAUGUUGAUGAAAACAGGCAAAGCUGAAAGGGUUUCUAGUGUCCUGAUGGCCUUUGCACAGUCAGAUGUUGCAGAGGUAGUGUGCAAAGGUGGAUCCAGCUGCCGGCACUAUUGUGCAUGCUGGGGUUUCACUGGAAGGAUUUGUAUUCCUGAACAGGAUGAGUUUUCUGCAGAGACAAUGCUAAUGCAGAUGUCAAGUUUAAACUCAUAUCCCAGGCAUAUGAAGUUCUGUCGGACCCAAAGAAAAGGGACCUCUAUGACCAGGGUGGGGAGCAGGCUAUUAAAGAAGGAGGCCUGAGUGGCGGCAGCUUCUCUUCACCCAUGGACAUCUUUGACAUGUUCUUUGGUGGUGGAGGCCGAAUGAAUAGAGAGAGAAGAGGCAAAAAUGUUGUGCAUCAGUUAGGUGUUUCUCUUGAAGACUUAUAUAAUGGUGCUACAAGGAAACUGGCACUGCAAAAGAAUGUUAUUUGUGGAAAGUGUGAAGGUUAUGGCGGAAAGAGGGGGGCAAUAGAAAAGUGCCCUGUGUGUAAAGGAAGAGGAAUGCAAGUUAUAGUUCAGCAGAUUGGACCUGGCAUGGUACAACAAAUCCAAACUGUGUGUCCAGAAUGCAAAGGCCAAGGUGAAAGAAUAAAUCCAAAGGACAGGUGUGACAACUGCAAUGGCUGUAAGGUUGUAAGAGAGAAAAAGAUCAUAGAAGUUCAUGUUGAUAAAGGUAUGAAAGAUGGUCAGAAGAUAGUAUUUCAUGGAGAAGGUGACCAGGAGCCUGAUCUGGAGCCUGGUGAUGUUAUAAUUGUGCUUGAUCAAAAGGAUCACAGUGUCUUUCAGAGGCGAGGGCAUGACUUAAUCACAAAAAUGAGAAUUCAACUCUCGGAGGCUUUAUGUGGUUUCAGAAAGACCAUUGAAACUCUGGAUAACAGAGUUCUUGUCAUAUCGUCUAGACCAGGUGAAGUGAUAAAACAUGGUGACCUGAAGUGUAUAUACAACGAAGGGAUGCCUAUCUACAAAUCUCCCAUGGACAAAGGCAGCUUAAUUAUACAAUUUUUGGUCCAGUUCCCAGAGCACUACUGGCUCCCAAGGGAGAAACUGUGUCUGCUGGAGGCCCUGCUUCCUCCACGAGAAGAUGUUAUGAUUACAGAUGAGAUGGAUCAGGUAGAUCUUGAAGAUUUUGAUCCAAAUGAGCAAACCUACCGUAACAGUGCAGGAGAAGCAUAUGAAGAAGAUGAGGAGGGUCCAAGAACAGGAGUACAAUGUCAGACAUCUUAAAGCAAGGCGGAGUGGAUGUCAUCUAAAAGUGUAAAUUUUCACAAUGAAAACUGCAUGGCUGUAAUAGCCACUGCUUGUGGUUUUUGUGUUCAGCAAAUUGAGUUGCUGCGCUGUCAGUAUCACCUUUUUGUAACUAAUUUAUAUUGUGUUCUUGUCUUUAUAUAUAAAGCAAAUGUCACACAGCUGAGAAACAACUGAGUUGGUAUACUGUUUGCUGUGAAGGUUCUCAAUUUAUUUCACCUAUGCUAUUUAUAUAAGACUUUGGCAAUAUUGAUAAGGCUAAGUUGAGUGUCUUAUGUAAAUACUUUCAUACUGGAAAACUAAUUUCAUGAAAUGAAACAUAGCAGAAAUAACUUGUAAUAAAUAGAAUUCUGCACAUUUUGUCAUGUUUCUCUUCUACUUUCUAAGCCACUGUAAAACCUCCUUUAUUUAAGUAAGUUCCUCUAAGCUUAGAUUCCUGUUACCAAGUCUAGCUUGUUCACCGUAAUCAGCUUUAUCAGCUGCAACACUUGUACCUGUUUUUCAAAAGCAUUGCAUAAUAGUGCUUUUCUCUUGUAUUAGAGGAGCACUCCUUCAGCUGCUUCAUCCUUUGUAAGUGUAACUUAGAGCUACAGUCUCUUCUUCUACCCUGUAUAGAGUGUAGCCUGCAUUGUUCUAGUUUACAUACAGACACACUAAAUAAAAUUUUGAUCUUUCAGAG